CCCACCUGCUCUCUCCAUCUCUUUCUGUACGCUUCCUACGUCACUGCCCGGCGCUCUCGCCAUUCAUCCCUCCCUCUCUCUCAUCGAUACCACCCUCCUCCUCUUCAUCCUCCUCAUCCUCCUCCUCCGUCACUGCCUCGGCUGUUCAUCGCCGCUCUCCUUGUCUCUCUCCUCCUUCAUUUCCCUUCUCGCUCUCCGUCUUGCCCCGCCAUCCCCGAUGAGUCUCGGGGAGGUCACGGACCUGGGCCCCGCGCCCGACGGGGUCUCCGCGGGGCACGGCGGCGCGCAUCCGGGCCGCGCCAUGGCGGGACUCGGCUGCUUUCGGACUCUGCUGAGCGCCAUCCUCGCCUUCUUCCGCUCGAUGCUCGCCGGCUACAAGAGGAUGGACGAGGCGGCGUUGGCGGCGUCGGCCACGGCGACGACUGCGACGGCCGCGGGACCCGCGCCCAUCCUCUCGUCAAGACACUUCCAGCACCAGCACUACCAGCAGCAGCACUACCACUACCAGCAGCAGCACUACCAGCAGCACCGCUUCCACGUGCAGCAGCAGCAGCAGGUCGCGUGCAAGGUGCUGGCAGACUCUCCCAUCAAGCUGGGCCGCCUCCCGCACAACCUGGGGCUCGUAGCGGGGCUGCUGGACAAGGUCCGCCUACAGGUGCCAGGGGUGAUGGUGGCCGCUCGUGCCGAGGCGGUAACGCCGCCGCCGCCGCCGCCGCCACCGCACGACCUCCCCGGGACCCCCGCGUCUCCGCUUCUCGCCGCGGCGCCCUCCUCUCCUCCGGAGUCGCCUCCUCUGACCCCGACCCAGGAGCUGCGCUCCGCUCUCUCCUCCUCGUCCUCCCGCUCCCCGCCCGACUACGUGCUGGUGCCCUGCACCCCGGGCGCGGCCCCCUUCGCGGGGUCCGCCACGCGCGCCGCGGGGGCUCCCGCGCACGGGUUCGCAUCGGCCCCCGCCCGGACCGGUAACCCCGCGCGGGACUGCGUUCUCGACAUCCCAUCUGUGAGGCCCGGCCUUGGAGAGUCGCCGCCAUCCACUGCUUCUACCCCUUCCACACCUUCCCCGCCAUCUCCACCAUCUCCACCACCACCACCUCCACCUGUCCCGCUUCGUCUUCCUCCUCCCCCCGCCGUCCCCGCGCGCCGCGCUCGCGUCUCGCCGCUGCCCGCCGGCGUCUCCCUCCCAACGGGGGUCCCCGCGGGGGGCGGAGCGGGGGAGCGUCCCGCGGCCCCGGGGGACGCGGCGAGCGCGGAGAGCCCGAGCGAGGGGCUGCCCCGAGGGUGCCCAGAGGUGACGCCACAUCAGCAGCGGCAAUAUCAGCAUCAUCAGCAGCAGCAUAAUCAGAAUCAGAAUAAUCACCAACAGCAGUGGUAUCGACAUUGUGAGCAACAGCAGCAGCUGCUUGUCAUUGACCUUCAACUGCAGCAGCAGGAUUACCAGCAGCAGGCGGUUCACAACGAUAUUCAACUGCAGCAGGAUCACGAUUAUAAUUAUGAUCAUCAUCAUCAGCAGGGACAGCUCCAGGUGCUUCACAACGACCUUCAACUGCAGCAGCAGGAUCAUCAGCAGCAGCAGGAACAGCAGGAUCAGAAUAAUCAUCAACAGUAUCAGCAGCAUGAGCAAGAACAUCAGGUGCACAAUCAUCAGCAGCAGCAGCAGGAGCUUCAGAAUAAUUUCAAACUGCAGUGUCACGAGGAAGAACGCUAUCAUGAUAAUCAUCAGCAACAAAAUGAUCAACAGUACCAGCAGCAACAUCCUAAGCAGGAGUCACAUCCACAGCUUCAUCAGCCGCUGCAGAAUAACUAUUGGCAGCUGCAGCAGCAGACGAACCAACAGUACCAGCAGGAUCAUCAGCAGCAGCAACAGUUGAAUAAUUAUCAGCAUCCCAAUAACCAGUUGCUGCAGCGGCAGCGUGAGCGGCAGCAGCAGGAGGCGGAGCGGCAUCAAGAUCGACUUCAACAACAGCACGAAGAUCAGCAACAGCAGCACCAUGAGCAGGAGCAUCAGGAUCAACAGCAGCAGCACCAUCAGCAGCAGGAGGAACAGCAGGAGGAGGAGCAUCAGCAUCAGCAGCAGGAGGAACAGCAGGAGGAGGAGCAGCAGCAUCAUCAGCAGGAAGACGAGCAGCAUCAGCACCAUCAGCAGCAGCACCAUCAGCAGGAGGAGGAGCAGCAGCAGGAGCAGCAGGAGGAGGAGCAGCAGCAGGAGCAGCAGCAGGAGCAGCAGCACCAUCAGCAGCAGGAGCAGCACCAUCAGCAGCAGGAGCAGCACCAUCAGCAGCAGGAGGAGCAUGAGCAGCAGGAGCAGCAGCAGCACCAUCAGCACCAUCAGCAGCAGGAGCAGCAGCAGCACCAUCAGCAGCAGCAGGAGCAGCAGGAGCAGCAGGAGCAGCAGGGGUGCCUUGGGGAGCGCCUCCCAAGCUGCCCCCCAACCGGCUUGCCCCCCACUGCGGCAGGAGUCGCGCGCGGCAGCCGGCGCGUCCACUUCGCGGACGUGCGGGGCCUGGAGUUGGUGAGCGUGCGCCUCUUCCACGACCACGGAGACGACGACGACGACUUCGAUUACGGAGGAGGAGGAGGCGGCGGUGGAGGAGGAGGAGGCUGCGGCGGCGGCUCGUGCGGGCCGGGCGAUCGCAGCGUCCGCGCGCGACUCUUCGCCCAACUCUGCCUCGCCGCCUUCCCCAGAUUCGACACGGACGACGACGACGACGAUCUUAACGAUGAUGACGAUUACGAGUAUUACGAUGAAGAUGAUGACGGCGACGGUGAAGAUGCCGCCGCCGCUGCCGCUGCUGCUGCUGCCGCCGCUGCUGCUGCUCAGCUAGCGGAAGACGACGAAGAGACGAGGAGGAGGAGGAGAUGCGACGGUGGCGUCACGGAUGCCGACGAGCGAGGAAGCGGCAACUCGCUGCUGGUGACCGGCGGCGGCGGUGGCGCUGGGUCGCCCCGGGUCGCGCCCCCACCUCCACCACCACCUCCACCACCGCCGCCACCACCGCCGCUCUUAACUCCGGGCGCGCGUCCGGACUUCCUCGAGCGCGUGCGUGCCCAGAGCGUGUGCCUGGAGCGCGUGCGGGCCACGUGCGGCGGCGGCGCCCGCGGCUGCGUGCGGGUGCUCAACUUGGCCUUCGAGAAGCGCGUCGUCGUGCGCCACUCGUUCGACGACUGGGCCACGAGCGCGGACGCCGACGCGCGCUACGCUCCGUCCGCGGCCAACCCGAGUCAGGGUCAGGGCCAGCAGAGCGCGGGUCGGGCUCCCGGCGGGAGGGCUGCUGUUCCGCCGCCGGACGGGGGCUACACGGACCGCUUCAGCUUCCGCCUGGAGCCGCCGCGCGGCUCCCGCCUGGAGCCCGGCGCCUCCCUGGAGCUGGCGGUCUGCUACCGAGUGAACGGCUCCGAGUUCUGGGACAACAACGGCGGGAGGAACUACCGCGUGCGCUGCCAGCGAGCCAAGGUGUCCCCGACUCGCGAGACGGACAACGGCUGGGUCCGCUUCGUGUAGCCGCCACCCAGGACCCCCCC
This is a messenger RNA of Lethenteron reissneri (Far Eastern brook lamprey), 3519 nucleotides long. RefSeq names its product AF4/FMR2 family member lilli-like. Gene Ontology annotation, molecular function: protein phosphatase 1 binding; glycogen binding. Gene Ontology annotation, biological process: regulation of glycogen biosynthetic process. NCBI's taxonomy places the organism in Eukaryota, Metazoa, Chordata, Hyperoartia, Petromyzontiformes, Petromyzontidae. Gene Ontology annotation, cellular component: protein phosphatase type 1 complex. The record is from RefSeq and is a predicted model, not a curated record.